Pan troglodytes (chimpanzee) is the source of this 2025-nucleotide messenger RNA. RefSeq names its product angiopoietin like 6 (gene ANGPTL6). The record is from RefSeq and is a predicted model, not a curated record. The transcript has 7 exons. Gene Ontology annotation, cellular component: fibrinogen complex. Gene Ontology annotation, biological process: positive regulation of heterotypic cell-cell adhesion; blood coagulation; fibrinolysis. Gene Ontology annotation, molecular function: protein-macromolecule adaptor activity; extracellular matrix structural constituent. NCBI's taxonomy places the organism in Eukaryota, Metazoa, Chordata, Mammalia, Primates, Hominidae. Bases 149 to 1774 code for a protein of 541 amino acids.
UGCCCAUAUGUGUGUGACUGCUGUGGUGUACAUGUGUGAGUUUCUGAGUCAAGCUACCUCGGCUGGCUCCCGUCCUGGUCUCUUUUUGGCUGUGUGACCGCAGGCAAGUCGCUUACCCUCUCUGAGCCUCAGUUUUCCGUGCUGUAAAAUGAGGGUACAUACAGAAUCCAGCUCAGGUUGUAAGGAUCAAAUACAUAAAAGGUGUGGAGAGUUUAGAGCCAAGCCCUACACACGCUCAGAGGCCCCACUGGACCCUCGGCUCUUCCUUGGACUUCUUGUGUGUUCUGUGAGCUUCGCUGGAUUCAGGGUCUUGGGCAUCAGAGGUGAGAGGGUGGGAAGGUCCGCCGCGAUGGGGAAGCCCUGGCUGCGUGCGCUACAGCUGCUGCUCCUGCUGGGCGCGUCAUGGGCGCGGGCGGGCGCCCCGCGCUGCACCUACACCUUCGUGCUGCCCCCGCAGAAGUUCACGGGCGCCGUGUGCUGGAGCGGCCCCGCAUCCACGCGGGCGGCGCCCGAGGCCGCCAACGCCAGCGAGCUGGCGGCGCUGCGCAUGCGCGUCGGCCGCCACGAGGAGCUGUUACGCGAGCUGCAGAGGCUGGCGGCGGCCGACGGCGCCGUGGCCGGCGAGGUGCGCGCGCUGCGCAAGGAGAGCCGCGGCCUGAGCGCGCGCCUGGGCCAGUUGCGCGCGCAGCUGCAGCACGAGGCGGGGCCCGGGGCGGGCCCGGGGGCCGAUCUGGGGGCGGAGCCUGCCGCGGAGCCUGCCGCGGCGCUGGCCCUGCUCGGGGAGCGCGUGCUCAACGCGUCCGCCGAGGCUCAGCGCGCCGCCGCCCGGUUCCACCAGCUGGACGUCAAGUUCCGCGAGCUGGCGCAGCUCGUCACCCAGCAGAGCAGUCUCAUCGCCCGCCUGGAGCGCCUGUGCCCGGGAGGCGCGGGCGGGCAGCAGCAGGUCCUGCCGCCACCCCCACUGGUGCCUGUGGUUCCGGUCCGUCUUGUGGGUAGCACCAAUGACACCAGUAGGAUGCUGGACCCAGCCCCAGAGCCCCAGAGAGACCAGACCCAGAGACAGCAGGAGCCCCUGGCUUCUCCCAUGCCUGCAGGUCACCCUGCGGUCCCCACCAAGCCUGUGGGCCCAUGGCAGGAUUGUGCAGAGGCCCGCCAGGCAGGCCAUGAACAGAGUGGAGUGUAUGAACUGCGAGUGGGCCGUCACGUAGUGUCAGUAUGGUGUGAGCAGCAACUGGAGGGUGGAGGCUGGACUGUGAUCCAGCGGAGGCAAGAUGGUUCAGUCAACUUCUUCACUACCUGGCAGCACUAUAAGGCGGGCUUUGGGCGGCCAGACGGAGAAUACUGGCUGGGCCUUGAACCCGUGUAUCAGCUGACCAGCCGUGGGGACCAUGAGCUGCUGGUUCUUCUGGAGGACUGGGGGGGCCGUGGAGCACGUGCCCACUAUGAUGGCUUCUCCCUGGAACCCGAGAGCGACCACUACCGCCUGCGGCUUGGCCAGUACCAUGGUGAUGCUGGAGACUCUCUUUCCUGGCACAAUGACAAGCCCUUCAGCACCGUGGAUAGGGACCGAGACUCCUAUUCUGGUAACUGUGCCCUGUACCAGCGGGGAGGCUGGUGGUACCAUGCCUGUGCCCACUCCAACCUCAACGGUGUGUGGCAUCACGGCGGCCACUACCGAAGCCGCUACCAGGAUGGUGUCUACUGGGCUGAGUUUCGUGGUGGGGCAUACUCUCUCAGGAAGGCCGCCAUGCUCAUUCGGCCCCUGAAGCUGUGACUCUGUGUUCCUCUGUCCCCUAGGCCCCAGGGGACAUUGGUCAGCAGGAGCCCAAGUUGUUCUGGCCACACCUUCUUUGUGGCUCAGUGCCAAUGUGUCCCACAGAACUUCCCACUGUGGAUCUGUGACCCUGGGCGCUGAAAAUGGGACCCAGGAAUCCCCCCCGUCAAUAUCUUGGCCCCAGAUGGCUCCCCAAGGUCAUUCAUAUCUCGGUUUGAGCUCAUAUCUUAUAAUAACACAAAGUAGCCACA